AUCACGUGACCUUUACAUUCAAUUUUUUGGCUUGAGGCGAGGCAUCGUAUUGGUUACCAGUACGUCAGUGCCGAGAAGCAGAAAAUGGCUGAACGUAAUGGUAGGAAGGUGUCCUUUGUUUAAGUAAUUUUGAGUUGAUUUAGUAAAGUAAUAGGAAAUACUAAAAUGCCGAGCGCUUCGUUUACUUCUUCACGAUCUUACGUCAGGAGAUCUCGAAGGAAAGGUGCUAACAGGAUUCCUCUUCCAUCAAGAACAAGUUCAGCCGAGCCAUGUGAGCUGCCGUGCCAAGUCCCGAACCAGGGCAUCGUGGGCGCGUCGACCAGCGCCAUGCCGGCCACCGCCGCCUCCUCGUCCUCCGCGGGGCCCCAGGCUCCGGCCGGCGCCAGCUGCCCGGGACACCACUCCCCCUACGACCUGCGGCGCAAGUCCCCCCACCACGACCCGCCCCCCGGCGCCACGUCGCCCGCGCUGCCUGCCCGCAAGCGGCUCAGGCGCGCCUGCUCCGUCUCCACCGAGACGUGCGGCAGUUCCACGGCAGCGCACUACCUGCUGUACGAGCUGCCCGACGAGGUGCUCCUGGUGAUCCUGGGCUACCUGCUGGAGCAGGACCUGUGCCGCGUCAGCCAGGCCUGCCGGCGCUUCCAGGCCAUCGCCAACGACACCGAGCUCUGGAAGCGGCUGUACCAGCACGUGUUCGAGUACGACACGCCGCUGUUCAACCCGUCGCCGUGCUGCUUCGAGUUUGUGUCGCCCGAGGACGCGGAGCACGCCAACCCCUGGAAGGAGAGCUUCCGGCAGCUGUACCGCGGCGUGCACGUGCGGCCGGGGCGCAAGGACGCGGAGCUGAAGGGCCGCAGCAUCGCGCACUUCGGCUCCGUGCAGGCCGCGCUCGACCACUUCGAGGACCGGGGCGCCGGCUGCGACGCCAAGGAGAAGGACGGAGCCCCCGGCCUGGUGUUCCUGCACGCCGGCACGUACCGCAGGGAGUUCCUGGUGGUGGACACGGACGUGGCGCUCAUCGGCGCGGCCCCCGGCAACGUGGCGGAGUCCGUGGUGAUCGAGCGCGAGGCGGAGUCCACCCUCAUGUUCGUGGAGGGGGCCAAGCGGGCGUACGCGGGCCACCUCACGCUCAAGUUCUCGCCGGACGCCACCUCCGCCGUCCCCCACCACAAGCACUACUGCCUGGAGGUGGGGGAGAACUGCAGCCCCACCAUCGACCACUGCGUCAUCCGGAGCUCCUCCGUGGUUGGCGCUGCGGUGUGCGUGAGUGGCGUCGGAGCCAACCCCAUCAUAAAGCACUGCGACAUCAGUGACUGCGAGAACGUCGGCCUCUACGUCACGGAUUACGCACAAGGGACGUACGAGGACAACGAGAUAAGCCGCAACGCGCUGGCGGGCAUUUGGGUGAAGAACUACGCCAACCCCAUCAUGCGCAGGAACCACAUCCACCACGGCAGGGACGUGGGCAUAUUCACCUUCGAUAACGGGCUGGGUUAUUUCCAAGCGAACGACAUCCACAACAACAGGAUUGCCGGGUUCGAAGUGAAGGCCGGCGCCAACCCGACGGUGGUGCACUGCGAGAUACAUCACGGCCAGACGGGCGGCAUUUACGUGCACGAGAACGGGCUGGGCCAGUUCAUCGACAACAAGAUACACUCCAACAACUUUGCUGGGGUGUGGAUCACGUCCAACAGCAACCCCACCAUCAGGAAGAACGAGAUCUACAACGGCCACCAGGGCGGGGUGUACAUCUUUGGCGAGGGCCGCGGACUGAUAGAACACAACAACAUCUACGGGAACGCGCUGGCGGGCAUCCAGAUCCGCACCAACAGCGACCCCAUCGUGCGGCACAACAAGAUCCACCACGGCCAGCACGGCGGCAUCUACGUGCACGAGAAGGGCCAGGGCCUGAUCGAGGAGAACGAGGUGUACGCCAACACGCUGGCGGGCGUGUGGAUCACGACGGGCAGCACGCCCGUGCUGCGUCGCAAUAGGAUCCACUCGGGCAAGCAGGUCGGAGUCUACUUCUACGACAACGGCCACGGCAAGCUGGAGGACAACGACAUCUUCAACCACCUCUACUCCGGCGUGCAGAUCAGAACCGGCAGCAACCCCAUCAUCAGGGGCAACAAGAUUUGGGGCGGUCAGAACGGAGGGGUCCUAGUUUACAACGGCGGGCUGGGCUUCCUGGAGCAGAAUGAGAUUUUCGACAAUGCCAUGGCCGGUGUUUGGAUAAAAACAGAUUCUAAUCCAACGUUAAAGCGCAACAAAAUAUUUGAUGGAAGGGAUGGAGGAAUUUGCAUUUUCAAUGGUGGGAAAGGCAUGCUGGAGGAGAACGACAUAUUCCGGAACGCGCAAGCGGGCGUGCUGAUCUCGACCCAGAGCCACCCGGUGCUGAGGCGGAACAGGAUAUUCGACGGGCUGGCCGCGGGCGUGGAGAUAACCAACAACGCCACCGCCACCCUGGAGUACAACCAGAUCUUCAACAACAGGUUCGGGGGGCUGUGCCUGGCCAGCGGGGUGCAGCCCAUCAUCAGGGGUAACAAGAUCUUCAACAACCAGGAUGCCGUGGAGAAGGCCGUCGCAAGCGGCCAGUGCCUGUACAAAAUAUCGAGCUACACUUCGUUUCCUAUGCACGACUUUUACCGCUGCCAGACUUGCAACACCACUGAUCGCAAUGCCAUUUGUGUCAACUGCAUCAAGACGUGUCAUGCGGGCCAUGACGUGGAGUUCAUUCGACACGACAGGUUCUUCUGCGACUGCGGCGCCGGCACGCUGACGCACCAGUGCCAGCUGCAGGGGGAGCCCACGCAGGACACGGACACCCUGUACGACUCCGCCGCGCCCAUGGAGUCGCACACGCUCAUGGUGAACUGAGCCCCCCCUCUCCCCCGCAACGCGUGGAGCGCCGCGCAGAAUCUCCCUCUGUUUGAAAAUUUCUAAUUUAAAGCAUUAUAUCGGAGUGAUGUUCAUAGUGUAUUUAUUACGUGCCCGAGGUGAAACCCCGAUGAGCGACAGUAUUGUACAGUUCCAUUUCACCCUUCUUGAGGCAUCGUGUACAGAUGUAUUUGCUGCCUUCGUUAGCACCGCUGAGAGAAUGUGCUGAUCGUAGACUACCACCCUUCCCCCUCCCUUGCUCCUACCUUGUAAACGAGCGGCGAGCUCUGCAAUGUAGUUUCCUCGUGCGAUUUAGUCCAAUUGUUUCCAUGUUAUUAGAGUUUCGCUUGAUUCUCGUGUCGUGUGUUGCGCAUUUUGUAAACUUUUGUAUCGUUGCUGCAGAUUUAAUUGCAUCACUGUAAAGUUAUUGUAUUUUUUUUUUCCGCAAAUUUAAUUGUUGUUUAGGACAUUGUAUUUACAAAAAUUUGUCGCUGGUAAACUUGGAUACUUAAUGCUAUGUGUUGUGCUCUGAACCUUCAUUCGGGUUUGUUUUUAUCGAAAAUUAGGAUUUUGAAUCCUGAAGUAUAUAAAUCAAAGUUGGUGUGUAUUUGUGUUAAGCUGUCAAUGUUUUUUUUUCUCCUCCUCCCAAACAUUUUUGUGAGGUCCAGCUGUUGAAUGAUCAUCAUUUAUUUCGUUUUAAAUAUGUACAUAAUUACUGCCGUGUUUUGUUGUAGUUCGAUCAAUGUUGUAUAUUUAUAAACAUCUCUUUGUACAUUUUGUGUGUUUUUGACCUGUAAUAUCGUAGUUUCAUAACUUGUAUGUAUAUAAUGUUGGUGUGCGUUACAUAGUUUGGUUGAAUACCUACUAACAUCUUCCGUUGUGAAAUAUUGUGAGCAGUUUUUGUACAUAUUUCUGCAAACGCUGGCACUGUGAGAAGAAUACUGUAGUUUGCAGUUACUUUUUAAAUUUGGGUUUAAAGAAAAUUUCUUUGACAGACAUUUUGAUAAACACCCUUAAAUCCAUUUUCUUGCCAUUAAUAAUAUUUUGUAUGGAUUUAUCAUAGAGGAAUGGUAGUUGAUCUUUUGGGAGUCUGUGUUAUUGUACUAGUCACUUAUUUCAUGAAAUCAUACGUAAGUUGUGUAAUGCAACGAAAAUUUUUUUUGCAGUGUUACAUUAGUAUAUUUACGAUAAAAAAUGUUUGUGUAGUAAAAUUUUUGGGAGAAACUUUUUCAGAUACUUAUUGAAACUAGUAUAAGCUAAAUAUUUCACAAAUUUUAUAAAUACUUUAAUACUUUACCUGUCACGGAAGUCUUGGAAAAUAACGUAAGUUCACACAUGGGUGUGCGUAACGAUUUUUCUUCUUAUCGAGAUAUGUUUUGCGCUUUUCUGCCACUUUGGCUGAAAGCCAAUCUAUUUGUAAUUUUGUUUUAUCAAUUUGACUGCCCGCAUCAUGUAUUAAAUCCCUAAUGGAUGGUGGUUUUUGGUUUUGUGUUGUGCCUACCUCAAAAAUAAUGUAAUUAUUGGUAGGCAUGUUACAAAUAAAAAAAUUUAUCAACCGA
Bacillus rossius redtenbacheri is the source of this 4436-nucleotide messenger RNA. It is a transcript of the gene FBXO11, whose product is annotated as F-box only protein 11. The record is from RefSeq and is a predicted model, not a curated record. The transcript has 12 exons. Gene Ontology annotation, molecular function: zinc ion binding; protein binding. NCBI's taxonomy places the organism in Eukaryota, Metazoa, Arthropoda, Insecta, Phasmatodea, Bacillidae. Bases 166 to 2877 code for a protein of 903 amino acids. Gene Ontology annotation, biological process: regulation of apoptotic process; ubiquitin-dependent protein catabolic process.